Oncorhynchus kisutch (coho salmon) is the source of this 3086-nucleotide messenger RNA. RefSeq lists its product as uncharacterized. Gene Ontology annotation, molecular function: DNA binding. Gene Ontology annotation, cellular component: nucleus; replication fork protection complex. The transcript has 8 exons. The record is from RefSeq and is a predicted model, not a curated record. Bases 147 to 2591 code for a protein of 814 amino acids. Gene Ontology annotation, biological process: DNA replication checkpoint signaling; replication fork processing; DNA damage response. Lineage: Eukaryota; Metazoa; Chordata; Actinopteri; Salmoniformes; Salmonidae.
GAUUGGCUCUUGGUACAAGGAAGCAAACAGUUGAUUGGUUCAUUGUAAAAAACCCGGCAGAAGACAAGAGUGGACGAACAAAAAUAACACAGGAGCCGCUGGAAUAGCAACUGUUUAUUUGCCAGGAGCCCAGUGAUAAAGGAACCAUGGUUGAUCCGAUGGAGAAUGGCUUGUUUGACAUUCCUGACUAUGACAACACAGAUGACGAGACCUUUCCUCCUCUCCCCCCUCCCUUCUCACCAGGAGAGGGAGGAGAUCCUUUUACAGGGGAGGAGGGAGGAGAGAUCUCCAAGCUGGCCGAAGUCCCUGUUGCCAAGAGGAGAGGCGUCAAGAGACCACAGCCGAAACUGGACUCUCAGAGGCUGACAUCAGAAAGAGGACUUCCGGCUCUUCGCAACCUGUUUGACAACGUUCAUUUCAAAGGCAAAGGACACGAGGCUGAGGACUUGCGGGUGCUGAUGCAGAGGAUGGAGAACUGGGCUCACAGGCUGUACCCCAAACUACAGUUCGAAGACUUCAUAGACAAACUGGAGACGCUGGGCAGCAAGAAAGAAGUCCAGACGUGUCUCAAGAGAAUACGGUUGGACAUGCCACUAACACAUGAAGACUUCAUAGGAGACGACGGUGAGGACGACACCGCGGCGUCGAGAGACGGACGUGUCGUCAACCAUGACGACCCAGACCCGUUUGGAGACGGAGGUUUCGCUGAAGACCCCCCAGGACGGGUUCCCUCUACCCCAGCCCCCUCCCUGUUCCCUUCCUCCCAGGCUGGCCCGGUCCACUCCACCCCAGCCCCCUCCCUGACAGAGGAACAGCAGAGACGCAUAGAACUCAACAAACGGCUUGCCUUAGAGAGGAGACUGGCCCGCAUGCAGCAACACACAGAUGGCUCCCAGGAGAUGGCCUCCAGCCAGUCAGCAGACAGACCAUCUACCUCCCAGUCCCAGGAGAUGGCCUCCAGCCAGUCAGCAGACAGACCAUCUACCUCCCAGUCCCAGGAGAUGGCCUCCAGCCAGUCAGCAGACAGACCAUCUCCCUCCCAGUCCCAGGAGAUGGCCUCCAGCCAGUCAGCAGACAGACCAUCUACCUCCCAGUCCCAGGAGAUGGCCUCCAGCCAGUCAGCAGACAGACCAUCUACCUCCCAGUCCCAGGAGAUGGCCUCCAGCCAGUCAGCAGACGGACCAUCUACCUCCCAGUCCCAGGAGAUGGCCUCCAGCCAGUCAGCAGACAGACCAUCUACCUCCCAGUCCCAGGAGAUGGCCUCCAGCCAGUCAGCAGACAGACCAUCUACCUCCCAGUCCCAGGAGAUGGCCUCCAGCCAGUCAGCAGACAGACCAUCUACCUCCCAGUCCCAGGAGAUGGCCUCCAGCCAGUCAGCAGACAGACCAUCUACCUCCCAGUCCCAGGAGAUGGCCUCCAGCCAGUCAGCAGACAGACCAUCUACCUCCCAGUCCCAGGAGAUGGCCUCCAGCCAGUCAGCAGACAGACCAUCUACCUCCCAGUCCCAGGAGAUGGCCUCCAGCCAGUCAGCAGACAGACCAUCUACCUCCCAGUCCCAGGAGAUGGCCUCCAGCCAGUCAGCAGACAGACCAUCUACCUCCCAGUCCCAGGAGAUGGCCUCCAGCCAGUCAGCAGACAGACCAUCUACCUCCCAGUCCCAGGAGAUGGCCUCCAGCCAGUCAGCAGACAGACCAUCUACCUCCCAGUCCCAGGAGAUGGCCUCCAGCCAGUCAGCAGACAGACCAUCUACCUCCCAGUCCCAGGAGAUGGCCUCCAGCCAGUCAGCAGACAGACCAUCUACCUCCCAGUCCCAGGAGAUGGCCUCCAGCCAGUCAGCAGACAGACCAUCUACCUCCCAGUCCCAGGAGAUGGCCACCCAGUCAGCAGACGGACCAUCUACCUCCCAGUCCCAGGAGAUGGCCACCCAGUCAGCAGAUGGACCCUCUCCCUCCCAGUCCCAGGAGAUGGCCACACAGUCAGCAGACGGACACUCUACCUCCCAGUCCCAGGAGAUGGCCACCCAGUCAGCAGACAGACCAUCUACCUCCCAGUCCCAGGAGAUGGCCACCCAGUCAGCAGACAGACCAUCUACCUCCCAGUCCCAGGAGAUGGCCACCCAGUCAGCAGACGGACACUCUACCUCCCAGGAGAUGGCCACCCAGUCAGCAGACAGACCAUCUACCUCCCAGUCCCAGGAGAUGGCCACACAGUCAGCAGACGAACACUCUACCUCCCAGUCCCAGGAGAUGGCCACCCAGUCAGCAGACAGACCAUCUACCUCCCAGUCCCAGGAGAUGGCCACACAGUCAGCAGACGGACAUUCUACCUCCCAGUCCCAGGAGAUGGCCACACAGUCAGCAGACGGACACUCCACCAGGUCCUCCUCACACCCCUUCCCCAGCCAGCAGCAGCAGGAUGGGGAGGAUGAAGACCUGUACCAGGGAGACCCAGAGGACAAGGGCCAGAGCAGGCCAGACCACUCCAGGGACAGAGCUCUAAACACGGCUCCCCCUGCUGAGGCUGACUCCCUGGUGUGUGAGGGAGCAGUAGCCAGCCCUGUUCCUGAGAUGAGCAACGACAGCAGGGCCUGAGACACACACACAACCGCUGACUCCCUGGUGUGUGAGGGAGCAGUAGCCAGCCCUGUUCCUGUGAUGGGCAACGAUAGCAGGGCCUGAGACACACAGAACCGCUGACUCCCUGGUGUGUGAGGGAGCAGUAGCCAGCCCUGUUCCUGAGAUGAGCAACGACAGCAGGGCCUGAGACACACACAGAACCGCUGACUCCCUGGUGUGUGAGGGAGCAGUAGCCAGCCCUGUUCCUGAGAUGAGCAACGACAGCAGGGCAUGAGACACACACAGAACCGCUCACCCCCUCCACAUCCAUGGCUCCAACUGUCAGCAUACAUACUCACCCAGCACCAAGGGACGCUGUCUUCUAGGACUGACAACUCAUCUGAGGAUGUUUUCUCUCUGUUCAAGUACAUUUUCAAUUAAGUUUCUACAAAUCUAAAACAUCUCAUGUGUUGUCAACCAUUUUUACUCUUUAAUAAAUGUUGCCGUAUGGGCCAAACAUCCUGUUGUGGA